AUGAGCAUUUCAACCCUGGGGGAAUUAGUGGAGAAAUUUCUUCACCAUUUUGUCUCCUCCCGACCUACGACCAGGACCUCAGCUUAUCUGUUCAACAUGCAACAGAACCCGGGAGAAUCACUUCGGUCGUACGUCCAGAGGUUCCACGAAGAAAGCGUGCAGAUACCUAAUCCUAAUGAGCAGGUCACCAUUGCUGCUUUUACCCAUGGGCUCGUUGUCGGAGUAUUCAAUACGGGGAUCCACAAGAAGUAUCCCCGCACACUCCAUGAAUUGUGGUUGAAGGUCGAGAAGGGCAUACAGGCCGAAGACCUCAACCGCAUGAAGAAAGAGGUCCAGACCACCCGCUCAAGGACCGAUCCCCGAAGGGGAAAAGAGGCUGGCCGAAGUGAAGUGGGGGCAGGGAGUGGCUUCCAAAGCCCUAACCGAUACCGCCGCAGUGUGUUCGACCGAAUCUCCAAGGGGAAAGCAUCCAUCCCCGAGUCCGAGUUGACCCCUUUGAACACUACUCGGUCCUGGGUGUUGUCCGUGAUGGAACAGAACAACCUCGGGAAGGCCCCUCCCAAAAUGUUCGGCAGCCGGAAUAAGAGGAACUCGAACCUCUACUGUUUGUAUCACCGGAAUAUCGGGCAUGAAACCGAAGACUGCAACGAUCUCAAGAGGGAGAUCGUGAACCUCAUCAGGCAGGGGCACCUGAAGCAGUUCAUCCACCGAGGUGGAGGUCUGCAACGUAAUGAACCCCGACGAGACAGCCGGGGUGAUCAACGCCAAGACGAAAGGCGGACGUCCAGAAGCAGUUGCAGGCCUCCAGAGGAUCCUAAGGAGACAAAAGGGCCUUCCCGAGACGGAUCUUCAGGUCAUGGAUUAGGGUAUGGACCCAACAUAGCCGGGGUCAUCAAUACAAUUACCGGAGGUCCGACGAGAGGAGAUAGCCAGAAUUUCCGGAAGAGGACCUACUGGCAGGCUAACCCGGAUCAGGCCGAAUCGAGCUCCCGCCUGUCCGAAGUGAUCUCUUAUGGACCCAGCGAUCCCGUCCCUGCUGCCUUGAGCAGUCAUGAAGCCUUGGUGAUUGAGGUGCUCACCAACAAUUAUAUCAUUAAGAAGGUCUACAUUGACCCAGGGAGCUCGGUGGACGUCAUGUACCCCCGUACUUUUUAG
Molecule: messenger RNA, 1155 nt
Organism: Coffea arabica (coffee)
Lineage: Eukaryota; Viridiplantae; Streptophyta; Magnoliopsida; Gentianales; Rubiaceae
Source: RefSeq, a predicted model, not a curated record